Phycodurus eques (leafy seadragon) is the source of this 1999-nucleotide messenger RNA. RefSeq lists its product as uncharacterized. The transcript has 8 exons. The record is from RefSeq and is a predicted model, not a curated record. Bases 252 to 1121 code for a protein of 289 amino acids. Lineage: Eukaryota; Metazoa; Chordata; Actinopteri; Syngnathiformes; Syngnathidae.
UAGAAUAAAGUUGGUGUUUCUUACUUUAUUGUCAUUCUAAAUAUGAAUAAUAUUGUAUCAAAUAAUUAUAAAUAUCAGCAAUUUUCAACUAAUAAUAUGUACGUGGAUAACAUUUUACUUACAAAGCGCAAGAAAAAAUACUGUAGUGCUGCAGAACGAUGAAGUUUACACCAUGGCCUCUAGGGGCGCUACUGACUUAAAGUCAACACCGGAAGCUGCAAACAGCCAACACAUGCAGUGCUAAAAUACGAAUGAUGACCAGCAAACGAGAGAGGGAGCAGUGGCGGAAGCUGCAGCACUUUUUAGCUGACCUGGCCUUACUGGGUUCUUUACAGGGUUUUAAGUACUUCCAGCCUUGGUUGAGAGGAAAAGAGGAGCUGCUGCUGACUGUUGUCAAUGAAGAUCUGGGCUGGCGCUCCCCGGGCUUCGCUGUGUCGAGAGCCUCCGCCAGCGGCGGAUCCAGCAGCAGUAGCAGCGAUAGUUCCGCGUCCAGCAGCAGCUCCCCCAGCCUGGCCAGCCGGGCCGGCUCCCCUCUGUCCGCAGAGCCGUCACAGCGGGCGCUGGCCUCUCCGACACGCGCUGCCAGGGACCCCAGCAGCGAGGAGCAUCUACUGCCAGCCUCCCCCAGCGAGCGAGAGAUGGCAGUGCCUGAGGUGAACUGCACCCUGUUUUUACUGGCCGGCUACGUGAAGUACGGGCGGCCUCACGCUUGGAUUCGCUCCAACCACGAGCGCCUGGUCGGCGUCCGAGGCACGGACUCCGUGGUCAGGGACACGCCCAUGAAGCUCAAGUCCAUCACAGACUGGCAAACUGGAGGUAGUCGCGUGUGGGACAUGGUCAGCGAGCUGGUGAGUGUGUGCACGGUGCCCUUCCCCUCCAACCCAUUCGCCCUGGACAUGCGCUACAUCCGAAGCCUUCCCGUGCCGGAGCGCUUCCUCGCCACCGGAGCGCUCCUCAACUUCCUGGAGACGUACGCCGUCUGCGGCAACCGCGACGAGUUACACUACGACAAAGUGCUGGAGGAGGUGAAGCCUCUGAGGCGUCUCCACGUCCAAACCCUCCUGGAGCUUCAGCGGCUUAAAAAGACGCCCGCCGAGCCGGACCCUUCUGUCGAGGAUUGACCGUAAACACGUUCCAUGAACUCACUUGAAAAGCGCUUCUGUCAAGCAUCUUGCCGCUCGUUUCUUUUAUCUAUUUAUUUAUUGUUUUUGGGGCAGCUCAAAGUGCGCCCCCGUUGAUGUGCCCUGCUCACGUUUAACAAGGCUAAAAAAAUAAAUAAGUGGCUAUAUUUAGCAACUUUUCUGACCUUUUCCGCGACUAACUCAUUCACAGUUGUGGACGUACAUAUAUAUUCAUCAUAUUUUACUGCCACCGACGUCCAUUGCUUGAGUACAUUGAUCAUCAGAUAAGCUGGGCGAGCCCCUCUGUGAAAUUCAGGUUUUUAAACCACUGACGUGACAAACGGAUCCUGUAGAUGGCGGCGUUGCAUCGCUUUGUAUUCAAGAUCAGCACACUUUUUGAGUGGACGACAAAGAUGAGGCAGCGACUCGAGUUGUAACGAGGGAGCGAAAUGCCAACGCGUUGCACAAGUUUAGGCACCUCACACGAGAACAGAGUAUGGAGAUGUAUGGUACAAACAGUAUCCGUCACAGUGGGUGGUAGAAAGUGCGGCGCAGCCCUGAGAAAAGAUGAACGCCGUGUAACAAAGCCACUGACAUUCAACUGGCAGCCAUGUAGUCAGCUUUGCUAGUGUCUCUAAGAUCUAAAUCUGUUGAGAAACUGACAUCAAAAGCCCUUUGUUUUAUAGUUUGAGGUUUCAUAAAGGCGGCACGGCGGUCAACUGCUUAAGAGUUCUGAGGACCGGGGUUCAAUCCCCAGCCCCGCCUGUAUGGAGUGACACAUGACAAUUUCACAAAAAGCUUGUUUUUCUGCUUUUUGGUGUUUUUGGUGGACCCAACCCAUGUUCUACUGGGAUUACUAAAGAGCAGAAAAGAUUUUU